CCAGCUCGCGUGAUCAACUGAUAAGAGUAUAACCAGUAAAGCACCUGCUAAUUUUCCACGACGGCCAUUGCCCCUCCCUUUUAUCUACAGAUUAAUUAUUUUAGAGCAGAUGGCAGCCAGCUUGACAACAAUUACGAAUAUAUCUCAGCUAACGGAACUGAAGGAGCUACAUCUGAUAGAUUGGCCCAAACACUGUGUGGGCUUCUUUUGGCUGGACAACUACUUGCGCUGGCUGGCAAAGAACCCUGGCAUGAAGUACUUAACUUUCUACACACUCGACGCGAAUUGGCGCCGCGAUGGACUCUUCCUGUUGGUGCACCGUUAUCAAUUGUUCUUCAGCAAUCUGAGCAGGCAAAAGACACCUGAAUUACUGACAGCCUUGACCCUGAUGGACUGGACACGUGGCUACAAAGUGAGCGCCAUCCACGAGACGCAUCACGGCAUCUACAAGCAGCUGCUAAAGGAGCAUCAUCUGUGCAUGGAUCGCGAAAUGAAGACCAUUAUGUAUCGACUGCCCUGCGAGCAGGCCAAAGCGCUGCAAUUCAGCUGCCCGUCGGGUUACUUCUUGGACAAUGUGCGGCUCGAGCAUGCAGAGCUCAUCAAUGAGCUGUGGUCAGCUAAGCAUACGGGCUCACUGAAGCUCAUCCAGCUGCUGAUCGAGAUGAAUACCAAUGUGGGACUGUAUGAUCAGGCAACUGGGCAACUAUGCGCCUGGUGUUUAAGACUGCAGAGCGGCUUUCUGGGCGCACUCGAGGUGCUGCACACGCAUCAGCGUCGUGGACUGGGCCUCGUUGUGGCUGCUGCCAUAGCCAAGCGCAUAGCGAACGACUUGAAUCAUGAUGUGACCGCUCUGGUUAAUCUAAAUAAUGCAGCUGCUUGCAAAGUGUUUGCCAAAUUGGGAUUUAUGCUAAUUGAAGGAGAGCAUUAUUACUGGAGCAUGUGCUUGCCCACGGAAGGGGGCUCUAUUAAUUGGCGACUAAGCGAAUGAGUGAAUGGGCAGACAGAAUGUA
Drosophila hydei is the source of this 1010-nucleotide messenger RNA. RefSeq lists its product as uncharacterized. NCBI's taxonomy places the organism in Eukaryota, Metazoa, Arthropoda, Insecta, Diptera, Drosophilidae. The record is from RefSeq and is a predicted model, not a curated record. Gene Ontology annotation, molecular function: acyltransferase activity, transferring groups other than amino-acyl groups. The transcript is spliced from 4 exons. The coding region runs from base 110 to 988 and encodes 292 amino acids.